AAGACAAUUCUAAUUGUAUACUGUAGAUUGAGAAAUACAUUAGAAUCUGGCAGGAAAGCAGAGGAGGAUAAAGAACCGUAAUGAUUGGCCUGGUUGGAAUCCAUCCAAAAGCUACUUUGUCUUUUGGUGUCCAAAGAGGCAACUUGACGAGCAGAUCCAUGGGAAGGAUCCGAAAGGCUCUUUCUAGAGGAGUAAAAUAAUCUCCACACGUGGCAUCAUAAAUCUGUCUCAUCCCUAUUUCCUAUUUCCGAGGUCAACCCAAAACCUUUUCUUUUUUAACAGAAAAAAAUACCAAAUGUAAUUUUCGUUUUUCUUUCACAUAAAGCCUCGGGCAAACAAUUAAACUGGAAGUCUGGAACCAUGCGAGGAAGAAGAACCCCUAUAAUAUCCUGCAACAUAAGCUCCUAUAAUGCAAUAAAAUAUAUUGGCUUGUAAUUUUAAGUAUUUACUGCACAUGUUAUCAUUAUUUUAUUUAAUUUGCUUGUUUCUUCUCGUUGGUUAUUAUUAUUACACACUAUCGGUUACUUUUGGGUGGGGUUGCUGUUAUAAAUGCUCUGUAGAUAGCAUACAAAAGACCUUAAAUUCACCACUUUUGUCUUUGCUGUAGCAGGAACUUCAAAAUUAUGCAGCCACGUUAUUAUCCAAUUCUCCACCGGAACCAAUUCUGCAUAGAUAAAGCUCUCUACUUUCAUCCAUUGCAUAGAGCUUCUUCAAGAAAGAUAGGGCAGAGAGAGAGAGAGAGAGGAAAGAUGCAAGCUCUAUGGAUGUCUUUGAAGGAGAAUGUUAACUGCGGAAGUAAGCUAAAUAAUGUGGUUCUCAUGCCAGAUAAAUGCAGUGGGAAGAGGAAGUGGAGCAACAGACCUGAAAAAGAAAACUUGGACAGGGAGCUCAUUCUUGAAAUCAGAAAAUCAUUUGGGGAUGUGAUUAUCAAGGGAUAUCUCUCGAGAAGAAAGUACUCUGAAUUAAAGAUUGGAGACCCGGCAAGAAAUAUCACUGAGAUGAUCUUCCAGAAAGCAUCAACAAACCCAUUGAAGCCAUCAAGAAAUAUCAAAAGGGUUAUGAGGGUAAAGAACUCUAUUGAAAUUCUCGAAAGGUUUGAGAAAUACAGAGAAAAAGUAAAGGAAAGUGCCUGUAAGCAACAAAAAACACAUCCAAGAAGCACUGUAGAUGGAAAUGAGCUUCUGCGAUUCUACGGCACGACAAUGUCUUGCUGCGGUGAAAGGUCCAUGCGAGUUUCCGAGCUGUGUAGGGAUCCCACUUGCAGGGUCUGCAGAAUGGUUCAGUCUAAUUUUGACACAGAAUUCACCAAGAAGAAUGGCAUCCGAUUGAGUACAAACAGUGAGGAAUUGACUGAUCACAUGAUUGUCUUCUCAAAGGGGAAAACUGAAAGGGCUGUGCUAGUCUGCAGGAUAAUUGCUGGCGCAGUAGCUAAUAGGGUUGAUGGAGGAAAAGCAGAGUGUGACUGUAUUGAGAGUGAAGCCCAAUAUUCCAACCCAAAAUCUUUGAUUGUAAGAAAUCCCAGUGCUAUACUUCCCUGCUUUGUCAUAGUUUUCACCUAAGAUUCUGAUAUGUAUUUGUAAAUGUGCUCCUUUUGCAGUUAAAUCAAACUUAGGGCAACUUAACUAGUAAGAGUUUAUGUUUAUCACUAGAGAAUGAAAUUAACAAUAGAGUUUCUUUUUUCUUUUCUC
Molecule: messenger RNA, 1688 nt
Organism: Ricinus communis (castor bean)
Lineage: Eukaryota; Viridiplantae; Streptophyta; Magnoliopsida; Malpighiales; Euphorbiaceae
Exons: 2
Coding region: 624-1559 (311 amino acids)
Source: RefSeq, a predicted model, not a curated record